Nylanderia fulva is the source of this 1266-nucleotide messenger RNA. RefSeq lists its product as uncharacterized. Gene Ontology annotation, biological process: detection of chemical stimulus involved in sensory perception of smell; sensory perception of smell. Lineage: Eukaryota; Metazoa; Arthropoda; Insecta; Hymenoptera; Formicidae. Gene Ontology annotation, molecular function: odorant binding; olfactory receptor activity. The record is from RefSeq and is a predicted model, not a curated record. Gene Ontology annotation, cellular component: plasma membrane.
AUCAAAAUUUUAGUCGAUCGCAUGUAAUUAAAGAGAGAAGAAUCCUUUGAAAAAUUAUGGAGUGUGUCUGGGAUUAUUAUUACAGCGUUACUAAGAAAAUGUUAUUAUUGUGUGGCCAGUGGCCUUACCUGAAGAAAAGAAGAAGAUUGUUUCAACUGAUUUUAAGUACUAUGAUGCAACUUUCAGUUAUAGUUGGACAGGUAGGAAAAAUAAUUAAAUGUGACAAAAAUCUGCAAUGUAUUCUCGUAUGUAUACCGGCCUACUUAGUUGGAUGUAUGUUUACGAUUAAACAUUUGACCAAUCAACUAUCUAGCGAUUGGAAAGAUUUGGAAAGCCCGGAAGAAUAUGAAAUUAUGAAAACGUAUGCAACAAGAGUGAGAGUGUUUACUUUGAUUUAUUCGGCAUAUUAUCUCAUAGGUUGUCCUAUGUUUAUAAUGUGUAGUCUUAUACCGAAGGUAUUAGAUAUCGUGUUGCCUCUGAACGAAUCUCGACCUAUAAUCCUGCCUGUGGAAAUUCACUUUUUCGUUAGUGACGAAGAAUACUUUUAUUACAUUUUCAUUCACAGUCUUAUAUGUUCACUCUUUGUAAUAAAUGUGCUCGCGCAUGAUUGCCUUAUUAUGACUUGCAUUGAGCAUAUUUGCGGCAAUCUCGCUGUGGUUGGAUUUCGUAUGGAAAACUUGGCACAUAAUCCCAAUAGGCAAAAUAAUAGUGUAGAUAAUAUAUACAAACAAAAAAUAGCAUCAUCCGUUCGUUUACACUUACGAACUUUAGAAUUCGCGAAGUUUCUUGAAAGCACUUUCUCUGUAGCUUUAGUUUUACAAAUGUUCAUAAUUAUGGUCGCAAUGAGCAUUACCUUGCUGCAACUCGCAGUGCAAGUUGAACAACUUAUUGAAAUAAUGAGGAACCUAGUACUUGUUGUUGCUCAAUUGAUUCACUUAUUCUGCUUUAGUAUACAAGGACAAAAAUUGAUAGACCAUAGUCUAGAAAUACAGGAUAAGAUAUAUAACUGCUUCUGGUAUAAAAUACCAGUGAAAUCGCAAAGAUUGCUUAUAGAUAUUAUGAGAAGAAGUUUGCAGCCAAGCGUUUUGAGCGCCGGAGGGUUUUAUAUUUUUUCACUGAAAAGCUAUAUGACGGUUUUACAAUCUUCGGUGUCAUAUUUCACUGUACUCUCGUCUUUUCAAUAAUUCAUCGAUAAAAUCGAUAAAUUUGGGGAGUACUUCUGCACAAACAUAAUAAUGUAGAUAAAUGUGACAAUUUAUUAUCACA